This is a messenger RNA of Cotesia glomerata, 1883 nucleotides long. RefSeq lists its product as uncharacterized. NCBI's taxonomy places the organism in Eukaryota, Metazoa, Arthropoda, Insecta, Hymenoptera, Braconidae. The transcript has 2 exons. The coding region runs from base 1 to 1740 and encodes 579 amino acids. The record is from RefSeq and is a predicted model, not a curated record.
AUGUCUUCGUAUCCAAAAUCAGGACGUAGUGAUAGUGCUCGUCGUAGUAGACCACGCAAAAGAUCUUUUCACGGAAAUCAGUUUUCAAAUACUGAAUCAAACGAGUGUGGUGAUAAUAACGAGAGUAUAAGUGCCAAAAAGCUAUCAAAUACAAUGAGUGAAAAUGUAAUUGUUAACCCAUUACAUUUUUAUAGAAUCAUAGAAUUUUUUACCGUCUUCACAGCUUUAUCGGAUAUUCUUAUAUGUCGAAACUGUAAACAGAAUGUUAAAUUUGCUGAAAGUGGAAUACGAGGCCUCGGAUUCAAGCUCGUUGUUAAUUGCAUGUGCGGAUCGAAACAAAUUCCAUCAGGUCCUUUUAUAAAUAAUGGAUUUGAAAUAAAUCGUAGGAUAGUUUUUGUCAUGCGACUCUUGGGUGUUGGCCGAGAGGGAAUUAAUUUAUUUUGUAAUUAUAUGGACAUAGGUACUGGUAUCUGUGAAAAUACUUACAAUUCGAUAUAUGAUCAUAUUCACAGUGCUGCUAAAAAAAUAUUUGAAUUUUGUUGUAAGAAAGCUGUAGAUGAAGAAAAAAAAGAAAAUGAGAAGCACGAAAGACCUCUUCUUAAUUUUAAAGUAUCUGGUGAUGGAACUUGGAGGAAACGAGGAUUCAAAUCAUUAUUUGGCGUUACAACUCUAAUAGGCUAUUAUACUGGAAAGGUUGUAGAUUUAGUUGUUCGGAGUAGUUAUUGUCAUGCGUGUGCAAUAUGGAAGAACAAACCGAAAACUUCACCGGAAUAUAUAGCUUGGGAAGAAAACCAUGAUGAAGAAAGCUGCACACAAACACAUGAAGGAUCUGCGGGAAGUAUGGAAGUUGAAGCUAUCAAAACGAUGUUUACAAGGUCAGAAGAAUUACACGGAGUAAAGUACGGUAAUUAUAUAGGCGAUGGAGAUUCCAAAACAUUCUCAGCAGUGAUAAAAUUGAACCCGUAUGGUGAUGAACUGACAGUAACUAAAAGCGAAUGUAUAGGUCAUGUGCAAAAAAGAAUGGGAACGCGACUCCGGAGCGUAAAAAAAGAAAAACAUUUGGGCGGAAGAGGAAAGUUGACAGAAGUUUUAAUAAAAAAAUUAAGCACUUACUAUGGACUAGCAAUUAGGAGAAAUGUAAAUAGCGUUGAAGACAUGAAAAAUGAGAUAUUGGCAACUUAUUUCCAUAUGAUAUCAACAGAUGAUAAUCCACAACAUGACAAAUGUCCAAAGGGUGUAGAUAGCUGGUGUAAGUGGAACGAAGCUAAAGCUCUGGGGACAGAACCUCCAAAACAUCCGACACCUUUGCAUCCUGACGUUCAAAAAGCGAUUUUUCCAAUUUAUCAGGAUUUAUCCCGGGUAGAUUUAUUGGAGAGAUGUUUAGGAGGCCAUACUAAAAAUGCUAAUGAAAGUUUUAAUUCAACUAUUUGGCGUAUGGCCCCUAAACAUUUGCAUAGUGGUUUAAAAACUAUUGAAAUUGCUGCAUACUUGGCUGCUUGCUUAUUCAAUGAAGGCAGUUCAAGUAUUUUAUUAGUCAUGAACGAGUUAGGUCUCAUCGUUGGGAACAAUAGCUUCAAUCACGCACAACAAUCCGACAGUCAGCGCGUAACCCGUCAGAAUCGACGCAGCUCCUUGGACAGUAAAGAAGCCCGAAAAGCACGAAAAGAAAAGCUACAAGCUCAAAAUGAAGCAUAUGAAGCUGAAGAAGGCUUACAAUAUGGUGCUGGAAUAGCUGAUUAAUUGAUAAAAAUUAUGGCCUCCAUGAUGUACACCAGUUGCGAAGUCGGACGACAACCUACGAGAUGUAUCAGCUGAUAUCUUUACUACUUUUUAAGUUUUAUUCUUGUAAAUGUAAAUUUUUACUCUUCAAUAUAUGUAUAAAA